UGCAACAAUAGAGUUUUAAUCUCAUGAUAGGGAGAACUUAUUAAGCUUCAGUAAGUGGUAGAUUGAACAUAGUAGCGGACGGAAAACAGCCUCUUGGACAAAGGCCCUACAAUGACAAGAGAUCUCAAGUUGUCGUAUUCUACUCAAGAAUCAAGAUUUACGUAGAUGAAAACUGAUGCUUAGAAAUUUAGAGCAAUCCAAUAUUACCAAAUGAAAAAUGACUAAGAAGAGGGAUAAUUUAAAUGCUAGCCCCAAAUAAGACUAAAAGACAUUUAGAAAGAAAAUGUUAUCAAGAAACAGUACGAUAGAUGCGGAAACUCAUGACUUCAUCUGAAUAAGCUUAAGAAGUGCAUUACUUGGAAUAACAUUAAAUAGUUGAAAAUAAUAGAUUAAUCGAAGAGAUGUGCAAUAUUCAAAGAAAUAGAAUAAGAUGUGAAGCCUCAGAACAAAUAAGCGAGUAGAAUAGCAUUAAUGUACCAUCAAUGAUUUUGCUGCCUUUGAAAGAAUAGCUUUCAAGGAAGUUUCUCUUUUCUGCAUCAAGUUUACAAACUUUGACCUGGGUAACCGUUUUGCAGCUUCCAAGAGUAGCCCACAAUGUAAAAGAACCAUAGAGGUAGCUUGUGCAUGAUACACAAGCAGAUAAUAACCUUAUGGAGUGUGGAUUAAUAGAUUGAUAUGUUAAAAAGUACCUCGAUUGAGUUCAGCAUCAUGCUGGUCCCUUUUGUCUGCUGAGGAUCUCAUUAUAAUUACAGCAUCAGGUAAUUCUGUUGCCUCUAUUUCAUUGUUAACAAUACAUAUUACCUUAGGACAAAGCUGAGAAAGAAGCUCCAAUUCCACGAUGCCAGGGCGAAAGCCAAUUUUAUGGAGUCGGUCAAGUGGUUCCUCCAGUGCGCAUAUGCUAAUCCUUUUCUUACACAGCUCAAGACAUGCUGAGUAAAUAUUCACAAAUGAAAAUGCACUCAUAAUGUCCUUCAGCCACAAUGGGCAGAAGCACAACAUAUUAUUAUUACAAGAAUCUAAUUCACUGAAGGGGGAAGCACUAGAUUCCCGCAUCACACAAUACCCUGUAGCUGGGUCACAUAAACAGCUUGAGCUAUUUAUAAACUGAAGAAACUUUUCGACCAUCUUUUCAUCAAUCAGGUCACCACCGCAGCCCUGCAAUAUGCUCAACACAAUAUCGUACGAAUUCCUUUUUUCUUUGUCAUUAUUCGAGUCUUUCUUCCUAUUCAUUGCCCUGGAAGAGGCUGUUGCCAUGCCACCCAUGGCCGUGAAUCCAGCUUCUGGUUUAUUCUGAUCAUUAGAAGUGUCUUGAUAAGAAGACAUGCCAUUUCCAUUUUUCCUACCCUUAGUCACAAAAGGGACAAGAACCAAAAACUCUCCAACCCCAAUAACAUAACUACUAAUCUGACUCUUCAAGUUCAGUUUUCUACCCUGCAACCAGCCAAAAAACAAUCAGCAAGUAAACAAACAGACUCAACAGAAACAAAACCAGAGCUAAGAUAGAAUGAACUCGUAUAAACUGUACGAGGCACGAAAUGAAGAAAAGUGCAUUCAUCUCUCAACAAACACGCAAUUCACACUCUGGCGAUGUAAUAACUGCUGGGGAUGAACAAUUCACAGAAUGCAGAGCGCAAACGAGUAAAUGGGAUUUGAGAAAUCAAUCGCGCCUUGAGGAAAAGGUGGAAAUUAGGGGAUGAGGAAGCCGGAGGAAAGGUGUGCUUGAGGAGGAGCUUGAGGUCCUCGACGGUCUUGUUUGCUCCAAUCAAGGCUCGUAUUGUUUCGCCGGUCAAGCUUCGGACUUCAAUUUCCCGCUCGUUCACGCCGCCGUCCAUUUUGAAGAGAAAAGCUUCGUCCCGCAGGCCCCGAUGCCGGCGACGGCUCGCUCAAACACUCUGAGUCGAGCUCGAUAUAAAUUCUCAGUCCACUCUCCGUUUCCCGUAAAUCCCCAAACGCCGAUGGAUUUCUGGCAGAGGGCCCGCAGCUUCGCCGAGGAAGCCGCCAGGAAGUCGCAGGAGCUCACUCAGGGAAUCGCCGCCGCGAACCUCGCCGGCGUCGUCUCGGAGGCCUCCAAGCGGUCCAAGGAGCUGGCGGCCGAGGCCUCCAAGAAGUCUAAAGAGCUCGCCGCGGAGGCUCUCCGGCGCGCCGAUCAGAUCACGGCCCACAUCCCUCCGCCCGCCGCCGCUCUGUCCGGUUUCGUCGAACCGUCCGCCGUCGUGGACGGCGGCGUCGGGACCGCCGAUCUGGAGAAGUACGGGGUGACUGAUGAGCUGAGGGAGUUUGUGAAGGAGAUCGCUAUGGACACGUUCCGGGAUUUGCCGCUUGCAGACGAUUCAGAGAUGUCUGAUGUUCCUACGGUUUCAAACGUGCGACAGGAUCUCACGGAGUGGCAAGAAAGGCAUGCAAAACUCGUUCUCUUAAAUGUGAAGGAAAUCUCAAAGCUAAGGUAUCAAUUAUGUCCACGAGUGAUGAAAGAGCGGAAGUUCUGGAGGAUCUACUUCAUUUUGGUUAACAGUCAUGUGGCACCAUAUGAACACUGUUACAAUGAACAUCUAAAGCUCAAAGCUGCUGAAAUCGUAAAAGAUAUUGAGGUGAAGGAAGUUUCAUCAGGUGCAACUCCUUCAAAAACAGCAGAUGAGGGUUCAAAACAAAGAAGCAGUGCUUUAAAGUCACCGGUUUCUGAGCAGGACUUGGAUGUAUUUCUUCUGGGAGAUAUGGAGGAUGGUGAUGAUGGUCCAGAUGAUGGCGAUGAUGGCUUUGAUGAUGAUUUUGAUAAAAUAUAGCUUGGAUGAUGGCAAAUAAUGACAACCAGAAGUUAUAUUAAAGUCGUGUACAAGUCAGCUCUAUUUAUGUUUGUGAUAUUAUCAGUUAAUUCAAUUUCCUAUAGAAGCUAUAUUUGUUACUGUUCCUUAUGUUACCUUCUGUACCAAUUUUUAAGCUAGCAAAUGAUAGAUCAUGACAACCUUUGAUAUGUUGUGUUAUACCGACUUAUUUGGUCAAGAUAUAAAGAGUUGGUCCUGUUUCUUUGUUUAACUUGUAGCUAAUCGAGCAAUCUUUGUUAUAUUUAAAAUGUCUAUAUUUUCGACUCUGUUUUUUUAUUUCUGAUAUUGGUUAUAUGAAUAUUAUCUUGUUUUGUGGUAAUUGAGAUUUUGAGUUUUGAGAGUGUACUCUUUGUACUACUGUCUGG
Messenger RNA from Striga asiatica, 3184 nucleotides. The record is from the annotation of a GenBank genome assembly. NCBI's taxonomy places the organism in Eukaryota, Viridiplantae, Streptophyta, Magnoliopsida, Lamiales, Orobanchaceae.